Messenger RNA from Cryptomeria japonica (Japanese cedar), 1795 nucleotides. Its product is annotated as small ribosomal subunit protein uS4c-like. Gene Ontology annotation, molecular function: structural constituent of ribosome; rRNA binding. The transcript has a single exon. Bases 337 to 960 code for a protein of 207 amino acids. Lineage: Eukaryota; Viridiplantae; Streptophyta; Pinopsida; Cupressales; Cupressaceae. The record is from RefSeq and is a predicted model, not a curated record. Gene Ontology annotation, cellular component: small ribosomal subunit. Gene Ontology annotation, biological process: translation; positive regulation of translational fidelity.
AGCGUCGCACUUGUAAUGUGAUGGUCAUCGGUUCGAUCCCGAUAGCUGGCUCGUUUUUAUUCUUUUCAUUUCUUCCAUUAUCAACGUUGAAAUCUAUGAAAUAAGGAAAAGACUCUUCCAUUUCUGAUCGCCGGUCCGCCGGGUCUGCCCUGGCAUAAUCUGUUUCAACUAGAAAUGAAUGAUUGAAACAUAUCUUUUUUUCUCUCUACAAUAGAAACAAAAUUGAAAAAUAAUUUGUUUCUCUAUUUCUAUAGAAAAUAAUUCCAAUAUUCGUACUCUUUAUAUUAUUCCUCUUUCCAACAUUAUUUGUUCAUUUCUUGAAAUAAGGAGUUUUUUAUGUCUCGUUAUCGCGGACCUCGUUUAAAAAUAAUAAAUCGUCUCAAAACUUUACCAGGACUAAGUAAGAAAACACCCAAUAGAACGGAACAGCCUAGUAAAAAAAAACAUUCUAAACCUCCUAAACCUUCUAAAUAUCCUGUCCGUCUAAAAGAAAAACAAAGAUUACGUUUUCAUUAUGGACUUACAGAACGCCAAUUACUUCAAUAUGUUCGUAUUGCUAGAAGAGCCAAGGGAUCAACAGGUCAGGUUCUAUUGCAAUUACUUGAAAUGCGCUUGGAUAAUAUACUUUUUCGAUUGGGUAUGGCGCUUACCAUUCCUGAAGCCAGACAAUUAGUCAACCAUAGGCAUAUCCUGGUCAAUGAUCGUAUAGUAGAUAUACCAAGUUAUCGUUGCAAACCCCAAGAUUUUAUAUCUAUAAAGGAUAAACAAAGGUUGAGAGAUAGAAUUAAUAACAAUAUAGAUAUUUUUCAGAAGGAUAAGAUGAGGGUGCCACCCCAUUUAAAUCGUAUUAAAAAAAAGUCACAAUAUAGUGGAUUAGUUAAAAAAAUAAUAGAUAAUAACCGUAUCGGUUUGAAGAUUAAUGAAUUAUUGGUCGUAGAAUACUAUUCCCGUCGAGUUUAAAUUGGGAAUGAAAAGAAAGGAUCUCUGCGCAUCUGUCCCUCUGUAUGUUACAUGACAAUGUCAUUGUCAAUAAUACAUUGAUUGACGAAUUAUAUUUUUAAUAUUUCUUUUUUUCCUUUGCCAUACCUUUACUCUUUUUAUUUUCUCUAUCCCGAAAUAGAAGGAUAUUGCGGGAGGAUGAAAGCAUCUUAUUGGGUUUAGAUUCAUGAGAAAACGAUGCAAAAAAGACUAAGGCGAAUAUACGGAAAGAGAGGGAUUCGAACCCUCGGUAAACAGAAGCCUACAUAGCAGUUCCAAUGCUACGCCUUGAACCGCUCAGCCAUCUUUCCUAUACGAUCUCUUCAUUUGUCGACAAAAUGAAAAGAACAAGUUUUAUUAUGUGAUAACUUACUUUUGCAUAAGUAAAGUAUUUAUGAAAUCUGGCAUAAAGACAAAAGAGUAUUUUACCACACUCCUUCUUUUCUUCUUAUUUCAAGAUAUUUUAUCUUAUUCGGGGUUUUAUUGCCGAUCCAAUUGUGAAAUUAAGCCAGAUCUAUUGAUCCAGAAUGAUCCUAUAUAUACAUAUAUUAUGAAUCAUUUUUCGGUAAGAAUGAAUGGUACAAAUUAUAUCAUAAUGACUAUACUCAAUAUAUUCUAUGUUUUAGAAUAAGUAUGAACACACACGAUCCUGAUUUUAUCAAAAAGCAGAAAAUUGACUCUUCACCAAUUUACCGUUUACUUGCUCGUUUGAUCCUUGGGAUCAUGAGCAAACGAGUGCGAUAUUUCUUAAAUUUGCAUAUAUAGAUAUAAACAUUGUCUAAAAUUCAAUUUAUUGUUCAUCAAUAAAUUGAAUGAA